CUAUUUUGAUUUAAGAUAAAUGAGUUAAGAAAUAUUUGUUAGUGAUGAUGGCAAAUUAAAGUUAUUAAAUGAGAGACAGGAAGGAAUGAGAUUUGUAAAUUCUUAAACCAGACAGUUCUUCUAAUAAGUAUUUAUAAUAAAUACUAAAUAAGCAACCAGUGAUUGAAUUUUAAUAAUAAUAAAUAAGAACUUAAGAGGAUGUUCCAAUUAUUUAGACAUAAUAAUUACCUCCACCCAGGAUAUAAAGCCAAUAGGUUUUGAGAUAGAAUAUUUCAAUACCUUAAGUUUCUUAUCCAGGUACAUACAGUGUUUAAUAAAAUUGUCAACAGGCUCCUCCACUUUGUAUGAACAUAGUAGUAGUUUCAAAAGAAGAAAUAGAAACUCCAUGGAGAUUGGAAUGUGAAUAUUUAUAAUCAAUAAUUGCUGAUUUAGAAAGAAGAAAGGAAGCAAAAGUAGUAGAAAAAGAAGUAGUAAAAGUAGUGACAGAUAAUACUAGGAUAGAAUAAUUGGAAGCUCAAUUACUUCAAUUGCGUAGAGAAAAUGAUCAAGUAAAAAAUUAAAUGAUGUAAAUGCGAAAUAAUUAUGAAUCCUAAUUGGAAUCUUUAAGAGGAGAUAUAACAUUACAUAGUGCUAAUGCUGCUGAUUCAGCUUCAUUAUAAGCAGAAUUUUUUGCCAUGAGAACUUAAUUGGAAGAUUAGAUUGCAGAAUUGAGAAGAUCAAUUUCUGAUCUAGAAAUUCAAUUAAGUUAAUCACAAUCAGAAAAUGAUAGACUUAAACAAUUACUUUAAAAUAAAGAUUCAGAAAUUUAAUAGCUGAGAUUAUAAUUGUCUAAAUUAUAAACAAGUGCAUAAGACACAAGUUAAUUAAGAGAUUUAGAGAAUCAAUUGAGACUGUCUAAAGAUGAAAACUCUAGACUUGAAAGAUUACUACAAUAAGCUAAUUAAGAUAUUUUGAAUUGGAAAAACAAAUAUAGUCUUAUUGAGUAGGAAUCAUACACAAAAAAUAAUGAACUUAUUAUGUAAUUAAGAGAGUAUGAAGUAAUCUUCUUCUCAUUAAUUUGUAGAAUAGAUUAGCUUUGAUAUCAACUGAUAUUGAAAGAUUACAAAUUCAAAUAAAAAACAAAGAUGCAGAAUUAGAUGAAUGGAGAAUUAGAUAUACUGAACUAGAAUCAUAAGGAACUACGGUUAUAUAAGAGAAGGUCACUUAUCUUUCUUAGGAAGUUGAAGUUUGGAAAUAGAAGUUCAUUAAAGCGAACCAUGAAUACAAUAAGUGUCAAGAAGAAUUAACUAUGUGUUAAGCAGAAUUAGAAUCACUUAAGAAAAGUGGAUCAAAAAGAGUAUGUGAAAAUUCUAUAUUUAGGAAGUUGUUGUUACAUAAAGAACUGUAACAUCAAGGGCUGGGAAUACUCUGACUGUUACUGGACCUACUGGAUCAUCAUAAUCUUAAAUUAAAAGAAGUGGUAUAUAGGAAUGAUUAUUCAUUUUAUAUCUAAGUACAAGUAUAG
Molecule: messenger RNA, 1504 nt
Organism: Paramecium sonneborni
Lineage: Eukaryota; Ciliophora; Oligohymenophorea; Peniculida; Parameciidae
Source: the annotation of a GenBank genome assembly